Molecule: messenger RNA, 548 nt
Organism: Gryllus bimaculatus (two-spotted cricket)
Lineage: Eukaryota; Metazoa; Arthropoda; Insecta; Orthoptera; Gryllidae
Source: the annotation of a GenBank genome assembly
AUGUCUGGGAGAAGAAUCCACGAAGCCAGCGAGGCCGGAGACAAAACCGUCAAGAAGUCGUCAUCUCGCUUACGCCAACAGAAAGACAGAGACCAGGCGGACGAGGAGAAGAAGGAAACGAAGGAGAAAGAGAAGAAGAACGAGGGGAGGCAGGAGGAGCCACUCUUAAAUCUGCUUCAACAUAGACAUCAUCGUCGUCUGAAAAGGUAAAAAAGUAGCUCACUGGUAGGAAUAUUUCAGUAGAGCAAUUGUAAUAAAAAAUUACCAUCGGAUAAAGACGGACGCUCAAGGUAGCAAAAUGGUGAUUAAUGCAAGUAAUGCUUCUCUUUGGACAGAUUCAUGUAAGAGUCGAAAAUGUAAAGAAUAUUUAAUAAGUGUUCUAAAUGUUUCAACGAGUGAUCCAAACGUUUCAACAAGUGUUUCAAACGUUUCAAUAAGUGUUCUAAACGUUUCAAUAAGUGUUCUAAAUGUUCUGCAAAUGUCAUAAAUGUGUAAUAGGAAUAAAUAAAAUAAGUAAAAAUAAAAAUCGUUUAGUAUGUGUUCAAUAA